Molecule: messenger RNA, 186 nt
Organism: Clunio marinus
Lineage: Eukaryota; Metazoa; Arthropoda; Insecta; Diptera; Chironomidae
Source: the annotation of a GenBank genome assembly
AUGUUAUGGCAAAACCAGUAUUGGAUAUCGAGAGCUGAAAUUUUGUACCAUAAAUACUUAAAUAGUGAAAUAAAGUUGUUGAGACUUCAAGAAGCACUAAAGGAAGUAAAAGACAUUAAAGCGAACAUGGAACAUCGACUUGAUGUAAAAGAAUGGAAAACAACAUUGGAGAACGGUAGUUUGUAA